AUGGCUCAAACUGAUUCGCAAAGCCACCACCCAGCAUCAGAACCCAGGUCGACCAGGACCCGGUUCGACUUUGCUUACCUUCCAGACGUGUCUGUCUCCUGUUCUACGUCCGACUUUGUUGUUCGGGUCAAGCAGUCUUUCUACGGGUUUGGCGCGGACGAGUCGGAGCUCAAACUGGGCAGUAGCUGCAGAAGCAACGGUGUCCUCAGACCAUACGGAGACUUCAUCUUCGCCUACCCGCUGACGGCGUGUGACUCCAGGCGUGAGACAACGCGCGACUUCUUGGUCUACAGAUACAUUCUCCACUAUGAACCUUUAAACAAGACUCCUCUGAUUGACGUGGACAUUGAAUGUCGUUAUCAAAGGUACCACCAUGUGUACCAGCUGGCAGUCAAGCCCACGUGGCAAACUGCUUUUGUGCGUAAAAACCUGAAAGCGCGUCAAAAUGAAUUCCUAAUCCAACUGAUGGAUGAUUCAUGGCACAACCCGGUCAAAUAUAAGGUGUACCAACUUGGUCAGAAGGUUCACAUCCAAGUCUCUGCUCCACAUCUCCGUGCUGGAAGGAAACUGUACAUCAACAGCUGCCAUGCUUCACUGGCUGGUGGCUCUUCAACGUCCCACAAAUACACAAUCAUUGGACAUUUAGGUUGCAUGCUGGACAGCAAACGGGACUCUGGAGGGGACUCUCAGUUCAUCUCUCGCACAAACAAGACCUUGAGAUUCUCAUUCAAAGCCUUCCAGUUCAUUUCUGAGCCAGACAAAGAGAUCAGCAUUCGCUGCAAAUUAUUUGUCACAUCAGAGGAGCCAGGUCCGGCACGUAAAUCAUGCACCUACAGAGGGGACAGGUGGAGGGCCCUUUCAGGCGAUGACUCCAUUUGUGAGUGCUGUAAUUCACGAUGUGUGGCCUUCAAGUCACAGAAAACCAUCAUGGAAGGUUCUGUAAGGAGUGCGUUGCUGGUUGCCGAUCAGCCGCUUGCAGAGGAAGGCUUACUUGCUGUCAGGAGACUGAAUCAUCCCCAGCAUCAGAGUCAUGCCGUCUUUAGGCAAAAUGCAGAUGUACUUAAAAAUGAUGGCAAAGAAGAGGAUGAUGGUGGGGGAGAGAGGCUGAUUCAAGAAGAAAAGAUAGAACCUGCACUUGAGAAAUUUCCCCAGGUGAGGGAAAAGUCAGAAGAGAGCGUUUCAAAUGAGUUUGAAGAGAAUGGAUCAGGAUACGAAGUCGACAACCUUUUAAGGAGUAUGAAGGAAGAACUACAAGGAAAGGGUGCAUGGCAGUUGUCCCAAGUCAAUCAAACAAAAGGAGAAUCAUUGCAUGAAUGGCUGCAGCCGGAGCAAAUGUUAGCAUCACAAGUCACGGAGCAAAGAGAUGUGCAAGAACAUGAUGCCAAAGGUGAUGAAGAAAAGAGGAAUCGCACGAAUGGGACAGAGGAGGCUGCAAGAACACGAUUCUCUGCGAUCCACGAUAAUGAUGAGCAGGGAGAUGACAAAGAGCUGACCUGGUAUUUCCCCUGGAGGUAGCUUCUUCACUCUCCCAUCUCAAUAAAGUCACAUUUCAGUUAAGAGAUGCAUUAUUUUGUUUCAACUAAACACUGUACACAUAUCCAAUCCUUCCAUCAUUAACCUUACAUUCAUAUUUUUGGAAUGGAGGAGGAAAACAGAGAAAACACACGCAUGCACAGGAAGAACAUGCAAAAAACACACAGAGACUCACAAACGGACAUUCGAAACCAGAAGUUCUCAAUCUCCUGUGUGGCCAACAAGCUAACCACUAGGCCACCGUGCGGCCACUGUACACGUAGUCAUUCUUCAAUUAUCUCAAGUUGUCUAAAAACAGAAUCCGUAAUGGAUACAUCAUUAACCAUUGCUGACACUAACAAAUACAGAAUAGAUACAUGUGAACCCGGAAAUACAGUGAAACCUCUGUUUUCGACCAAAAUCAUUGCAAAAAAUGUCAAUUUCGUACACUGUCUUGGUUAUCGUACACAAAAUCGAGUGCCCAAACAAAGCAUUGGUGACUCAUUUUCAAUGAAGAAUGAAUAGUGGUUCUUGGUUCCUUCCAGGAAAUUCUUCAAUCAUUCACAUCACUUCAUGUCUGUGUGGUUUGUUUUCUUAUAAGACACAGAACGAUGAACAACUCAUGUCUCCUUUCUUCCUCAUAAGCACCGUGCUUCGGUGAGAUGUUCAAGUGCACUGUGUAUUUGAGUUUUAGAGGAAUGUGUACUAAAAAAAAAAAAAAAAUCAAAUACACUAUGACUGCAAAGAAAGUUGCACGCGCCAGGACUUUGAUAAAAAAGAUGAGAAACACGAUUGAAUUCAAGACAUAAGUUGUAGCAAAGAACAAAAGCAGCAUAUGUUACAAGAAUUAUAAUGUACUGUAAAGGUUCCUUAG
Messenger RNA from Dunckerocampus dactyliophorus (ringed pipefish), 2386 nucleotides. Its product is annotated as zona pellucida sperm-binding protein 3-like. The transcript is spliced from 8 exons. Gene Ontology annotation, biological process: binding of sperm to zona pellucida; positive regulation of acrosome reaction; egg coat formation. The coding region runs from base 1 to 1515 and encodes 504 amino acids. NCBI's taxonomy places the organism in Eukaryota, Metazoa, Chordata, Actinopteri, Syngnathiformes, Syngnathidae. Gene Ontology annotation, molecular function: acrosin binding. The record is from RefSeq and is a predicted model, not a curated record. Gene Ontology annotation, cellular component: extracellular matrix.